AUGCGCGAUAGUAAUCUAUCGUUGCGUUCGGCCCCGCUGUUUUUUUGUUUGGCUGAAAGACCAUCAUCUACGAUGCCUUGUCGGUCUGGAGCGGCUCGCAGAAGGAGAAAGAAGUUAAUGAAGUUAAGGUCUUAUAAAAGAAUGCUUGAAGCUUACACUGCCUCAACCUCUUCAGGUGAACCUCUCGAUAUCAGUAAUUUGCAAGAAGAUUCUGAGGGGCACGACUCUGAAGCUGAGCGCGAAAGGGCCUACGCUUUUCUGGAGCGAGUGAGUCAAGGCGUUGCUGACGGAAAAUACGACUUCGAAUUAUUUUUUUGCGGUGUCCUGAGCAAGAUGGUGCUUUUUGUGUUGAAGCAAGGCGCUAGCGUAAACUGGGAUCUGAUUUCAACUCUUCUUAUUCGUAAUGCAUCCAAGCGCAAUCUCUACCCCUUCCCGGCGCCGAAAGAUCCCGUCGUUCAGAGGCUGGAAAGAUCUAUUGUUCUAAUGUUUUAUACGAUUCUGUCUAAUCCUAAACGUAGGCACAUCUAUCAUUGGUAUUUAAACUAA
Messenger RNA from Arctia plantaginis, 546 nucleotides. Lineage: Eukaryota; Metazoa; Arthropoda; Insecta; Lepidoptera; Erebidae. The record is from the annotation of a GenBank genome assembly.